Messenger RNA from Phlebotomus papatasi, 1600 nucleotides. RefSeq names its product zinc finger matrin-type protein 3-like. Lineage: Eukaryota; Metazoa; Arthropoda; Insecta; Diptera; Psychodidae. The record is from RefSeq and is a predicted model, not a curated record. Gene Ontology annotation, molecular function: zinc ion binding; nucleic acid binding. The transcript is spliced from 2 exons. The coding region runs from base 128 to 1267 and encodes 379 amino acids.
UCCGGGACAUUUGCCCUUUUUGUCAAUGUUUUUCUGUGGUCAAAAAAUUUAAUGGCGAGUGGAAAAUUUGCACCCGCCUGACUUUUUUUUCGUGAAAAUUCACAGCAAACACCUUAAAAUCGGAACAAUGAGCAAUCAAACAGAAUUUACAGGUGAAUACAACUAUCCGCAAUCAAUCUCCACUUUCAAAAUUCCCUGCCUGAGGACGGAAGAAGGAACCGGGCAGCAAUCUCAAGCAUGGUCGGGGUAUUCUAGUGUCCUUGAAGACACAUUCGAGCAGCAAAGUACGCCGCAUCGGUUCACCAAAGUGCAGGAUCGUCUGAAUGUUCAUAGGCAAAAUCGACCGGCUAAACGGAAGAAUGAUCCCGGAGCAAGCCUUCCGGGAGGACCCAACAAGAUGGAUGUGGAUCCAGAAGAUCCUCAGAAUCAACCCAAGAGAAAUCGAAUGUCGCAUGCGUUGAUGGAUAUGCUAGCAGAGGAUCUUCCUGAGGAACUGAAGAGUCUUAUGAGUCCUCUCAAUUGCAAUCUCUGCAACGUGAAGAUAAACUCCGUUCUGACUGCAAAUAUGCACUAUGAAUCGAAAAACCACGAGAAGAAGAUCAACAAUUGGCUGCAGGACUGGUCUAAGAAGACCGGUCAACCAGUUCCGAAGCGUCAAAAGGCCAACAAGGAGGGACCAGUUGGGCCCAAUGCCUUCCACUGUGAGGUCUGUGACAUACCUCUGACCUCCCUGGCACACGCAAGGACUCACUACACCGGCCGGAAGCAUCAACUGGUGAUGUCCGGAAGAUCCAAGCCAUCUGGUUCGGGAUAUUACAGUCCGGAUGGGAAAUGGGUGAGGCAGAUGACGAAGCCAGCUGCAGACACUUCUGGACGCUUUGGCAUUGGUGAAGCCUUUCAGAAGCCACCAGCACCACCUCCAGCACCGUCCACUUCCAACCAAUCCAACUUCUGCAGCCUCUGCAACAUUUCCGUGACUUCAGACUCUCAGAUGAAGAUUCACCUGGAAGGAGCGAAGCACAACAAACGCCUAAAGGCAUCCACAGCUGCCACGUUUCCCCCUGUGGACGAUGACACUGUGAUGGAGAGUAUCAUUCAGCAGCAAUCCGGAAACGUCACACCAAAGAGGGAUAUUUCCAUCAAUCGGACGCCUUCCGGGAACUACUACUGCAAUGUCUGCGACAUUACUGUGGCCAAUGAGCAUCUCUUCAAUCAACAUCUCGACAGCAAAAAGCACAUGAAGAAGCUUAAAGCAUCCCAAUCAUAAAGAAUCCUGAAUUAUCUUGAAAAUCUUACAGGUAUCCCCUCAAUCCCUGCAACACACAUGAAACAAGCGUGAAACAUGAGAUUAAUUUGAAAUAUGAAACAUGCAAUUUUUGAAAAACAAACGUUAAAAAAGCAAAUUUGCAUAAAAUUAAUUUUACAUGAAAUGACUAUGUAGAAAUAUUUAUUUUAUUAGUAAAUAACACGUUCAUGUAUGAUUAUUCAAAUUUUGCGACCGUAUAUUUAGAUUUUAGAAAUUUUGUCAGAAAUAGAUUCUUUGAUGUUGUCUUAGAUAGAUGGACAAAAUAAAGAAUUAACACAGCUUAUAAAUUACCAA